AUGACCAUCCUCGUUACCGGCGGAACUGGCAACAUAGGCAGUGCCCUUGCACGUCUUCUCCAAGCUGCCAACUACUCGCUCAUAGUUGCCUCUCCCCCAAUCAGUGGUGACGCUCUCGAGCAGACGAAACCAUUCUUCAAGGUCGCGAUCGGGCGAGGCGUCAAACGCUUCGUCCUCAUUACCGCUACGCAAGCGGAGAAGGGGGAUAAUUCCCAGUAUGGGAAGGUGCACGAGCACCUGGCGAAUCUUGGCGUCGAGUACACCGUCUUGCGUCCGACAUGGUUUAUCGUCACUGGGAAAGGUCGCAUCCCCUUCGUUAGCGUCCAGGAUAUCGCCAAAGCCGCUUUCGAUGCCCUCACGGCUGAGAAGAGUGCUAACACCGACUACUUCGUUAUCGGCCCGGAAUUGUGGUCCUACGACGAUGUCAGUACACGCAUCUCUUUCUUGGUUAUCCUUCCGGAAGUUACUGAUGAGACCACCUUUACACAGGUUGCUGCUGCUCUAAGAGAGAUCACUGGUCGAAAAAUUGUCCACAGGCUUAUCUCACUCGAAGAGCAGCUCGCCUCGUUCAAGUUAUGGAUGGAUGAAGAAUACGCGAUCGAAUUGAACACAUACGAGGGGCGAAUCGCGAGUGGGAUUGAGGAGAAGAACGUCGGGCACCCUAAGGCGAUCCCUGGGAAACGAAAGUCGAGGGAUUACUUGGAGGCUAAUAAGGAGUUGUGGACAAAGGCCUAA
Messenger RNA from Cyclocybe aegerita, 735 nucleotides. NCBI's taxonomy places the organism in Eukaryota, Fungi, Basidiomycota, Agaricomycetes, Agaricales, Hemipholiotaceae. The record is from the annotation of a GenBank genome assembly.